UCCAGUCCCUACUUACAGCUUUUGCUUCUUUCCAAUACUAUUUGCUUUUAGUUUCUCACUCAUUUUCUUUUGCUGCUAAGCUAAUUUUAAGUGAAAAAAUUUCCAGCUAAUCAUAUACAUGCAGAAAAGAAAAAGCGAGGUUGUUCCAGCAGGGCAAGAAUGGAGGGCAUAGCCAUGGACAGACGAAUUACGAAGUGGAAAAAUCUGAAACAAAGGCUAGGAUUGAAGGGUAUGGGUUGCUGCGGAGCCACCUGGAGUCCCCGAGCCAGAAUUUCAACCAUUUCAAUCCUAGAUGAAGAUGAAGGUGAAGAAGUGGCAGCUCAUAGGCAGCAAGUUAUUGUCAGCAGGAGUGGCAAUGCGGUAAAUAACCGCAUUCAGAAUCAAACAGAGAACAGUGCCUGCACCCCACUGUUGGUGAGCCAGCAAGUCGAAGCCACAUCAGGUUCAGGGAUGAACUUGGCAAUGGCGCUGGCAGCGGAGCGUAAUUUGCGGGCAACCAAAGUGGGUCCCGGUCCCACGGGAGUAAAGACAUUGAUGAGAUUGAUUGAAGAAACGGAGGGUGUUGAUUGGAAUGAGAAGAAAAGGAAAGACAUUGAUGUUGAAGGUGUAGGCGGCGUAGGAGGAGGGAGCUGUGAUUGGAUGUGCUGCCUGUGCAUGGAGAGGAAGAAAGGGGCGGCUUUUAUUCCAUGUGGGCACACCUUUUGCAGGGUUUGUUCCAGGGAACUGUGGGUCAAUCGGGGCUCAUGUCCUGUCUGCGACCGUUCGAUUCUCGAUAUUCUUGAUCUUUUCUAGAUUUCAGAGUUUCAGACUCUUUGAUUUUUUUUUUUUUUUCAUCUGUUUGCCUUUUGGGGGUUUCAUGGAGAUUCCUGAAAAUAUUCUUUGAGGGGAAUUUUACAUGCAAUGUAAGAUUAAAAGCAA
This is a messenger RNA of Durio zibethinus, 918 nucleotides long. RefSeq lists its product as uncharacterized. NCBI's taxonomy places the organism in Eukaryota, Viridiplantae, Streptophyta, Magnoliopsida, Malvales, Malvaceae. The record is from RefSeq and is a predicted model, not a curated record.